GAGAGAGGAGAGAGAGAAAAAGCGAGAGCGUUGACCUGUGAGAGUCUCUACUAUAAUACAUAUCGCCUUCACAUAUUCAAAUCUCAUCACGCCCAAAGUUCAAAGUUUACUUAUACGAAAGAAAGAAACCUGUGGUAAUGGCUACGGCGGGUCUCUACCGGAGAUCUCUUCCUUCUCCUCCGGCCAUUGACUUUUCUUCUGCCGAAGGCAAGAAAAUAUUCAGUGAAGCGCUUCAGAAAGGCACAAUGGAAGGAUUUUUCAGGUUGAUUUCUUAUUUCCAGACGCAGUCCGAACCUGCGUAUUGUGGCUUGGCUAGCCUUUCAGUUGUCUUGAACGCUCUUUCUAUUGAUCCUGGACGUAAAUGGAAAGGGCCUUGGAGGUGGUUUGAUGAAUCGAUGCUGGACUGCUGCGAGCCCCUGGAAGUAGUCAAGGCCAAGGGCAUUUCCUUUGGAAAAGUUGUCUGUUUGGCCCAUUGUACUGGAGCCAAAGUGGAAGCUUUCCGCACAAAUCAGACCACCAUUGCCGAUUUCCGCAACUUCGUUAUCAAAUGCUCUUCUUCUGAGAAUUGCCAUUUGAUCUCAUCAUAUGACAGAGGAGUAUUUAAGCAGACUGGGUCUGGUCACUUUUCACCAAUUGGUGGCUAUAACGCUGAAAGAGACAUGGCUUUGAUUCUUGAUGUUGCCCGUUUCAAGUAUCCUCCUCAUUGGGUUCCUCUUAAACUUCUUUGGGAAGCCAUGGACAGCAUUGACCAGUCAACAGGGAAACGCAGAGGGUUCAUGCUCAUAUCUAGACCCCAUAGAGAACCCGGAUUGCUUUAUACUCUGUGCUGUAAGGAUGAAAGCUGGAUCAACAUUGCCAGGUAUCUGAAGGAAGAUGUUCCUCGUCUUGUAAGCUCACAGCAUGUAGAUAGUGUAGAAAAAAUCAUAUCAGUUGUGUUCAAGUCACUUCCGUCAAAUUUCAACACAUUCAUCAGAUGGGUGGCUGAGAUCAGAAUAACAGAGGAUGCAAAAGAAAAUCUCAGCGCAGAGGAGAAAUCGAGGCUCAACUUAAAGCAAGUGGUGCUGAAAGAAGUGCAUGAAACUGAACUGUUCAAACACAUCAGUAAGUUCUUAUCCUCAGUUGGUUACGAAGACAGUAUGACAUUUGCUGCAGCAAAGGCUUGUUGCCAAGGAGCUGAAAUCCUAUCCGGAUGCUCAUCAAUAGAGUUCUGUUGUCGGGAGGUGAAAUGUGUCAACGGUGCUGUCGAGGUGGAAGGCACGGUGGUGACUGGAGUUGUUGUGCGUGACGGGAGUGAACAAAAUGUUGAUCUAUUGGUGCCAUCGACCCAAACUGAAUGUGAGUAUGGUCCGGAGGCAACUUAUCCAGCAGGAAACGAUUUGUUCACUGUACUUCUGCUGGCCUUACCUCCACAGACAUGGUCAGGGAUCAAAGACCAAGCUCUUAUUAAUGAAAUGAAGCAGCUCAUUUCUAUGGCUUUCCUCCCAACUAUGCUUCAAGAAGAGAAGCCUUUUGGAGAAGAGACAAUAACAAAACCUAAGCUGAGGCUGAGAGUUUAGAUCUUACAAAGUGUUGCAUCUUCGACGCCAACUUCAGCUGCUAAAACGAUGCCAAGAGAACAAGGAGGAGGAGGAUCUCGCUGCUCCUGCCUACUGAUUCGUCUGCGCAAAUUCACAAAUCUUAAUCGUCUCUCUUGCCCAAGUGAAUCCCAGUUACUCAAAUUUAAAACCCUUAUUGUUAUAGUCUCUCUAUUAUGUGUAUGAUUCAAACUCUACUUGCGUUUUUUUACAAAGAAAAACUAUUAUAUUACUAAACUUGUGAGGUGAUCUGGUAACCAGACUUCAAACUCUACUGGGCAUGAGAGAGAUUUGUAGCAUAUAUAUAUGCGUUCUAUCUUUACUAUUAAGUUAUUAAACCUUUUGCAUCA
Messenger RNA from Brassica napus (rape), 1924 nucleotides. RefSeq names its product glutathione gamma-glutamylcysteinyltransferase 1. Gene Ontology annotation, molecular function: glutathione gamma-glutamylcysteinyltransferase activity; metal ion binding. The record is from RefSeq and is a predicted model, not a curated record. The transcript has 10 exons. Lineage: Eukaryota; Viridiplantae; Streptophyta; Magnoliopsida; Brassicales; Brassicaceae. Gene Ontology annotation, biological process: cellular detoxification of cadmium ion; detoxification of copper ion; phytochelatin biosynthetic process. Bases 138 to 1556 code for a protein of 472 amino acids.